This is a messenger RNA of Astyanax mexicanus (Mexican tetra), 2646 nucleotides long. RefSeq names its product carboxypeptidase X (M14 family), member 1a (gene cpxm1a). Lineage: Eukaryota; Metazoa; Chordata; Actinopteri; Characiformes; Acestrorhamphidae. The record is from RefSeq and is a predicted model, not a curated record. Gene Ontology annotation, biological process: proteolysis. The transcript is spliced from 13 exons. Gene Ontology annotation, molecular function: metallocarboxypeptidase activity; zinc ion binding. The coding region runs from base 42 to 2219 and encodes 725 amino acids.
AGAGUAAAGUGGGCUCACUGCAGCAGAGUCAGUCAGUCACUAUGAUCGGACAGAGCCUGCUCAGCCUGCUGCUGCUCGUGCUGUGGUGCUUUGUGCACGAGUCCACAUCUGCAGAGAACGCCACGCUCCAGAGUAACGGGACUGACACUGUGUUUAAUAAUAACGGGACAUUAUUAGCUUUUAAUAAUGAAACGCGGAACGAGACCGGAGCGAAAGAGGCAGCAGAAGAUCAGCGGAGGGUUCCUGAGAUUCAUCCGCAGAAAGAAGAGCCAAGCAAACCCGACUGUCCACCAGUGGGAAUGAAGUCUCUGCGGGUGUCUGAUUACCAGCUGCAGGCCUCCACAUCCCUGAGUAGUGGGUUAGGCCCUCACAGAGGACGUCUUAACAUACAGUCAGGUAUAGAGGAUGGAGAUGAGUAUGAUGGAGCCUGGUGUGCUGGGGUGAAGGAUCAACAGCAAUGGCUGCAGCUGGAUGCUCUCAGGCCUACACUUUUCACUGGGGUCAUUCUACAGGGCAGGAACUCCAUCUGGAGCUGGAACUGGGUUACUAAAUAUAAGGUGCAGUUCAGUAACGACACGCAGACUUGGAGCCCCGCCAUGAAUGGAUCACAAGAAGCGGUAUUUGUGGGGAAUCAGGACAUAGAGACCCCUGUACUGGCUCUGUUCCCGGAGCCCACAGUGGCCCAGUUUAUCCGAAUCAACCCACAGAGCUGGUUCAUCAAUGGAACAAUCUGCCUUAGGGCUGAAAUCCUGGGCUGCCCCAUGCCAGAUCCCUACAACCUGUACCCCAUGGAGCCUGAAAGGACUUCUACAGACAAAUUAGAUUUCAGACACCAUAAUUACAAUGCGAUGAGAAAGUUGCUGAAGGAAGUAAACGACAAGUGCCCUAAUAUCACCCGUAUCUACACUAUUGGAAAAAGCUACACUGGACUUAAACUGUAUGUCAUGGAGAUUUCCGAUAACCCUGGAAAACAUGAACUGGGUGAGCCAGAGUUCCGUUACGUCGCCGGGAUGCAUGGAAAUGAGGUUUUGGGUCGGGAGCUGCUGCUGAAUCUUAUGCAAUACGUCUGCCACGAGUACAGACGAGGCAACCAGCGAAUAGUUCGGCUGGUGAAAAACACACGCAUCCACCUCUUACCAUCUAUGAACCCUGAUGGCUAUGAGACAGCAUAUGAGAAGGGUUCCGAGCUUGCUGGCUGGGCUUUGGGUCGCUACAGCUUUGAGAACAUCGACAUGAACCAUAACUUCCCUGACCUUAACAACAUCAUGUGGGAUGCUCAGGACCUGGCAACAGACAAGAAGAAAGUCAGCAACCACUACAUUCCCAUGCCAGAGUACUACACCACCACUGAUGCAACCGUUGCUCCAGAGACCCGAGCCGUAAUAAACUGGAUGCAGGAUAUUCCAUUCGUGCUGAGCGCUAAUCUCCAUGGAGGAGAGCUGGUGGUAACUUACCCGUUCGACUGCACACGAGACUGGAUCCCUCGCCAGGACACGCCUACUCCUGAUAACGACUUCUUUCGUUGGUUAGCAGCGGUUUACGCUUCCACCAAUCUGGUCAUGGCAAACCCUGAUCGCAGAAUCUGCCAUUAUGAAGACUUUCAGCAGCACAACAACAUCAUUAAUGGAGGGGACUGGCACACUGUCCCUGGAAGUAUGAAUGACUUCAGCUACUUACACACAAACUGUUUCGAGGUGACUGUAGAGUUAUCAUGUGAUAAGUUCCCUCAUGCCAGUGAGCUUCCUGUUGAGUGGGAGAGUAACAAGGAGUCUCUUCUGCUCUACAUGGAACAGGUGCACAGGGGUAUUAAAGGUGUGAUCAGGGAUAAAGACACCAAAGAAGGCAUCGCUAAUGCUGUUGUUAAAAUAGUGGGCUUGGACCAUGACAUCAGAUCAGCUGUUGAUGGUGAUUACUGGCGCCUACUGAACCCAGGUGAAUAUAAAGUGAUCGUGUGGGCGGAGGGCUACAUGCCCUUUAUCCGCCGCUGCACUGUGGGCUCAGAUCCUCAGCCCACCAUCUGCGACUUCACCCUUACCAAGACACCCCUCGAACGAAUCAAGCAGAUCCAGGCCAAAGGUGGGAAGCUUCCCCGGGACGAGCAGCUCCGCAUCCGGGCUUUACGAAUGCGUAAACUCAGGGUCAGCACCAAGAUCCUGAACCGCCGCCGCGAGCAGCAACAGCAGCAGCAACAGCGGCGCAGCAAAGCCAGAAGAAAGUGACCGGAACACUCACACUGACCGCACAGAGAAACCAGCCAGGCACUGCUUCCAGAGACAGGAUGGAGAGAGGUCUACAGAGAAGUGUGUGAUUAAGAGUGACAUUUUUAAUUUCCAUAUUUCUUGAGGGACUUUAAACCUAGCCAAAAAAAGAUUCUGAAGCUAGUCAAAUGUUGCAUACUUAGUACUGCAUUAGAAACACCACCUAGUCUUCACAGUUAAAUUCACCCACAUCUGCUCUGCACAAAUGGUUGUUCUCUGACCAGCAUUUAAACACUGAAUGUUUUAUUGCUAAAAACUGACUCCUGUUGGAGCUCAGAAAAAAUCUGAGGGUGUAGCUGGUUUUCUACACUCUUAACAUUUUUGUAUCACUAAAAUGUAUUUUAUUUACCACAUACUUUAAUAAUAAAUACCACUUUCUUUCAACUAA